AUGACUACGAUCCUCGUGACCCCCGAGCAUAUGGAUUCUCGUACAGCCAUGAUACACCACAUCAUGUUCCGCUCCAUGGACGAUGGAUUAACACAGCCUGUUCAGCAACCGCUCAAGAGCGCCAUUGGCAAUGCUUUCGAUCAGUCAGAUGCAGCAAGAACCGUUGAUCCCGACCUCAUUGCCCAGAUAGCGGCCGAAGUUAAGAAGUCGGUGCUUGAUGAGAUCAAACAGAGUGGAAUUGCCGGUGCAACGCCAGCUCAGCCUGGCCCAGCACCGCCGCAACAACACAUCCCACCUUCGCCUGACUCCACGAGCGCAUCCUUCCCUACUCGAAACGUUUAUACGCCGCCAUCGCCCUUCUAUCAAGACACCUUUGGUCAACACCCACCCGCACACGACUUACCAAGCCGCGAAUCAACAUUCGACGGAAGCACUGACGACCUGCCGACGCCUCGUUACGCUUCGAGCGCGCCUAUUGAUAUUCCACGACGAGAUCGAGCACCUGAACGACCAGCCCCUGCGGUGAGGAUGGCAACGGACGAUUUCACACCCAUCGAGAAGAUGUGGCAGCGCCUAUUUGAUCCGGAAGGUCAUCCUUUGCCGCGCCUCGGAGAGUUCCUUCGUGGCCUUGCAAUGCAUCUGAUCGAAGAUUACGAACCGAAGAAAAGCCUUGUCAUCUCGCCUGCAAAGAUGCAGAAAUUCUAUGAAGACGUCAAGGUCCCGGAUGAGAUUUACCCUUGGCAAACGAUAUUUGGAGAGAUAUCUUACUCCGCAUUGUCCAAGGUUUACCAAAGCAUGCGUUGCCAGCACCACCUCAUCCAAGAGCACCCUGCCGAGCCGCCUUACAUCCCUGCCUUAACCCCACAAGGUUUUGAGGAAUGGAUGACUGCCAUGAUACUGGCUUAUCCUGAUACUGAAUACGAGCGGAUAUCAAAAGCCGUACUGGACAUGCCCAUCAGCAACGCGGACAACGUGAAGGAAAGGUUUCCCAAAGAACUUCCUCGGCGCAUGUUCCCAAGAGCUGAGAACAUACAAGCGCAACAAAGAUGUGCUGCGAACCUGUCUGCUGAAGGUGUCGGCCCGCUCCGCCAAGCGCCAAGUUUCCCACCGCCACCACCCAAGGUCGACGCCAACGCAGCCGGCCCGAGCCUGGAGCGUGAACGGAGUCCAUACGGCGGGCAGCCUGACGUGAAGAGCUCCGACUCUGAAGGCGAACACGAAAUGGGUUUCGUUCCGAUAGAGCGCCAGAGAAAGCCGUACUCGGCCACACCAAGUGGCGGCAAGAUGUAUGAUGAUCUAUCCCAAAGCACACAUUCUGACACCACAUCGACCGGCCAGCGAAGGCGUGCACAGUCGACAGCGAACCAAAGCCAGUGGGCACCACCACCAUCAAGCGACACAUACGAUCAGCAGCAACCACGAUCGAAUACCCGUCGAACUAGAAGUCCCAGCUUCUCAGGCUACGGCACGUACUCCGAAGGCAACAUAAACGAUGUGCCCGCCAGCUACUAUUCAUCAAAUCUGCACAACGUCCAGGAUGAUGGACGCCGCCGCAGCAAAGAUGAAGAUUCGAGAAGACACAAUCGUCACAGACGAGGCACGGUGGGAACAGACAGCUCGUACGAUCCGCAGCCGCGAGCAAGUUAUGAUGACUACAGGGAUCGCGCUGGUGCCGGUGGGUAUGAAAACAGAGGCUACGAUUUCCGCCGUUACUGAGCUGGAACCCCUCGUCGGCAGUCAAGAAUGAAGGCCCUGAGUGCUGCACCUCUUUGCAAGAAAGACGCCACGAAUCAUGUUACGUUGUCGUUAGUAUUCACUUACAAUUCUUGUUGGAGUGACACCCCCCCCCCCUGUACUUGUUGGAUACCCUUCGUUUGUUGUAUACUGGAAGAUGAUUCUCCGAGGAUUGUAGACGUUAAAGAUUUGGGCAGG
This is a messenger RNA of Macroventuria anomochaeta, 1932 nucleotides long. RefSeq lists its product as uncharacterized. The record is from RefSeq and is a predicted model, not a curated record. NCBI's taxonomy places the organism in Eukaryota, Fungi, Ascomycota, Dothideomycetes, Pleosporales, Didymellaceae. Bases 1 to 1716 code for a protein of 571 amino acids. The transcript is spliced from 4 exons.